AAUGUGCUCUGGAGAGAACGCGGGCUUCUCCAAGGGCGGAGAGAGCCCCUACACACACCCCAGCACUAGACACGAAAGCACAAAAGUACACAUCUCAAGAGAGGAGAUGCGGGAAACACAUGUGCUCGGGCACUACAUGUGCUCGGCCACGUGUGCACAAGCAGCACAUAGGCUCAGGCAGCAUAUGCGUGCCCUUUGUUCAAGGUGUCUUUAUAAAAGACUCUUCUUGGGUUAUCUUGAUUCAGAAGUUCUGGAGUCUUCAGGAGCUGAAUCACUAAAGUCAAUCGGAUUAAAGGAGAGGUUUUAGGAUUUUCGAGGAAAGAAACUUCAUGGGGAGGGGUCCAAUUUCCUCAGGGUCUGCUGGAGGUCUUAUCAGGUCUGUUUUCUGUAUCAACAGGGUGGAUCAGUCUUAGGAUUUUCCUCCCAAGAAGUUCUGUUUCCCUGUCUACCUGCCUACAUCAAGGGGAUCCCAGAGGUUAUUGGGGAUUGAACCAGAGUAUGCAAGGCAAAAGCCCUAUCAGUUGUACUACCCCUCAGGCACCACUGAUGAAUUCAUGUUUACUGAGUUGGUUUAAGGUGAAGAGCAGUGUGCUACUGUAUUCACUGCAAGCAACCCUGUGCUCCCAGUUAUUUAAAAUUCAGGGCUGGAGCAAUAGUGAAUGGUGGGGGAUAGAGGGGGUACUUGCCCUGCACACAGUGGACCUGGAUUUUGAUGUGUGGAAUCUGCUACAUUUCCUUGGUCACCUCCAAGAGUGAGUCCUGAGAGCAGAGUUAAGAGUAAGCCCUGAGCACGGCCCACUGUACCCCCCUCUCUCCCAGAGAAUUCUGAGAAGUGUCCCUGGUGCCCACUGCCCCAUUCCCAACACAGAAAAAUGUGUGAGGAAGCUGUGAUUCUUCACGUUCUGAUUCGCACUUGGAGACCAGGAGCUGGAGGGAUUUUCUCCCCAAUGGGCUGGGCAUCUAGAUUUUCCCAGGCACCACUGAUUAAGUGAGCAGGGAGUCUUUGGUUUUAUUUUGGGUUUUUUUGUGGGGGGCCAUACCUGGUUCUGUGGUCAGAGAUAACUCCUGGCGUGGAUCUCGUUGGGAGGGUGCCGAGGCUCCAACUCAGGUCAGCUGUGUGCAAGGCAAAGGCCGCCCUGCUGUGGGGUGGGAUCUCACCAGCCUCUAGCUGAACGUGUUUGGAUGUUUUCCUGGGCAUUAUGCUUUAUGCUUUAUGCCUUAUUCCUUAUACCUUCUGCUACCUGAGAUCAGGAAGGCCUUGGAAGGAUGUGAGCUAGUGGGAGCGAAAGGGUUAUCUUAGAUGCAUCUGAUUGGCUCUUUUCAUCUCACCGACCCUCACCGUCAUCCAAUCAGAAGUAGAGAAUGGGCGGCUGGGGGCGGGAAGAUAAUCGGAAGAAGGUUCCAGCCCUGAACUUUCUCUUGACUCCCUGAGCUCUGCCCCGCGUGACCUCUGGACCCACUGGGCCAUCAGGUCCUGGGCAGAGGCGCUAAGACAGACAGAUUCCAGAUCAUGGAACGCUGCUAGGAGUACGAAGAUGGCCUAGAAGUUAGACCAGGCGGGCAGGAAGAAGUAAUCGGGACCAGGAACCCAAACGUAAAAUACUUUUUUUGUUUUGAUGGUUUUCACCAGAGCUGGCAAUGUUCAGGGUUUACUCCUCACCCUGCACUUAGGAAUCACUCCUGGCAGUACUCAGUGAGUUUGGAAGCUUCUCCAAGAAGUUUCUUCAUAACAACAGAGCUGCUGUGCCCUGACUUCUGACCUGCUCAGAAAGAUGGAGUCAGUAUGCUUUGAUGAUGUGGCCGUGAACUUCACCCGGGCCGAGUGGGCUUUGCUGGAUCCUGCCCAGAGGCGCCUAUACAGAGACGUGAUGCAGGAGGCCUGCAGGCACCUGGCCUUCGUGGAAGGCUUUUCUCAACAAAAAGCAAGUGGUGCUCUUGGAUGUGUGUUGGAGAAUAAGUUGUUCAGUGAAGACAGCACUGUGAGAUUCAUAAGCAAUGAUUCCUGGAAUGGAUUUGGAGAGAAACAGAUGUUCCCUGAUGCUAGUGACCAGCAGCCACUGCAGAGGAGGCGACAGAAACGCCUCCUGCCAGACAGUCUCGGUGACAGUCACGGAGCUCCUGCAGGAGCUGGAGGAACCCCAAGGCAGACUGGAAGCCUCCCUGCACUCCAAAGUCCUGUUGCCGCCUCUUCUGCAGAAUGUUCUUCCCCCCAGCACCCCCCAGCACUUCCUUAUGGCUCUCCUCCAGGUGACCUGACUCAGGGGGGUGUCUGCUGCCCAGCUACCCAGAGGACCCCCUCUCCCAACCCAGGUUCCCUCAUGCGACGCCCUCGGCGGGGCGCUGGCACCUGGAGCCCAACAUCCCACGAAUGCAAAGUUUGUGGGGAGACCUUCAGUGCCGCCAACCUGCUGACGCGUCACAUCAGGGAGCACCACGAGGAGACGCCAUACGUGUGUGAGCUCUGCGGGAAGGGCUUCCGCUUCCCCACGUACCUGCAGGCUCACGCCAAGACCCACUCUGACCUCGGGAAGCCCUUUAAGUGCCCCGAGUGCCCCCUGAGGUUCAGGUACUCCUGUAAGCUGCGCAUCCACGCUAAGGUGCACUCGGGAGUCAGGCCUUUCGCCUGCGAACAGUGUGGGAAAAGUUUCAGGACUCGCUCGGAGUUGCGUCAGCAUAGCCGGACCCACACUGGGGAGAGGCCGUAUGACUGCCCCAAGUGCGGGAAGGCGUUCCGGGAGAGUGGCGCAAGGACCAAGCACAUGCGCAUCCACACGGGCGAGCGGCCCUACACGUGCCCACAGUGCGGGAAAGGUUUCCGCAGCCCGGACACCCUCCAGGUCCACCUAGUGACCCACACGACCCAGAGUCCUUUUCAGUGUCCUGAGUGCGGUAAGGCCUACCGCUUCCGCUCCUACUUCAGAGGCCACUUGCAGACUCACCAGACGACCCAGCACCUCACCUGCGGGGAGUGUGGUAGAGUCUUCAGCCACCCCCAGAACUUCCGCCGACAUGUCAGGAGGCAUUUUGAGGAGAAGCCGUUCGUGUGCCACUGCGGGCAGGGGUUUGGUCGGGCUUCAGCCCUGCACACGCAUGUGCGCCGAACCCACGCCAGGGAGAAGCACUAAACCCAUCUCCCGCCCUAUGCUGGGAUAGUCACUUGGUCUUCUGCCAAUCUGUGGGGAAAGAAACCUCGGGGUCUCAAGAGUGUGUGGGGUGCAACCCCGUGCCUCUAUUUCUUAUCCCCAAAAAACUUAGUGGAAAGCCAUUUCUUUCUUAAAUCAUAUUGGGGCUACAACUGAUAAUUCUAAGGAAGAAUGUGAGGUUCUGCUCCCAGGAAUCAGUCCUGGUGGUUCUAAGGGGAUCCUGUGGGAUGCCCGAAUCAAACCUGGGUCAGCCACAUGUAAGGCUAGUAGUGCCCUACCUGCUAUUGUGAUAGCCCUAUGGAUAUUGUUAUCUCGCUACUGUGAGAUCAUUUGUGACUUGUGGAUCCUCAGGAGAGAGCCUAGUGGGGAAUUAUAUUUGAGUGACCUUAUGUUUCUUGUGUUUAUAUUUGAUUGGAGCCCACACCCAGUGCUGCUCCAGGCAUAUUCCUGGCUCUGCUCUCAGCGAUCAAUCUUUGGACCACGGGGGACCCUGUGAUAUGUCCUGGGUCCCAUUCGGGUCAGCUGCUGCAUGGCCAGUGCUUUCAUCUUUACUAUGACUCCAGCUCUGAAAUUCUAUUUUAUUUUAGCUGCUGUGUGAUUUCCACAACUGUUUCAGCAGUCAUCAAGCAAUUCAGGUAUUUUCUUUCUUCCUUUCUUUCUCUCUUUCUUUCUUUCUUUCUUUCUUUUUUUUUUUAUGGACAUGGAUUGAUAUUCAGGGCUUCCUCCUGGUCCUGCAGUCAGAGGUAACUCUGGUGGUGCUUGGGGACCCUACGGGAUGCUGCAUAUAGAAACUGGGUUGGCUGCAUACAAGCUUGGUUCCCUGCCCACUGUCUUAUUGCUCCGGCAACACUGAUGGAGGCAAAGCCGGCACUGACCACAGUGAAGAUGCCCGAAGCACAGCCAACCAAAGAGCAGCCCUGAGAGGCCAGGACGAUGUUCUGCUACAGGACCCAGACAAGGAAAAGUGCCAGCAGCUGAGGCAGACCAGACAGGUGGCGAGGAUUGGUGUUUAUUCAACACCCUGAGUGCGAUCUCUUCACAGAUCUGGGCUUCGAAGAACCUCGUUUUUCUUCUCUCACAAUCUCGGUUAAGUCAGUGCUUUGGUCACCUUGGUAAACAUUGGUGGCUGGUCAAUUGGACAAUAAUCCUCUUAGCUGCUUAGACCUGUGCAUCUGCUUAACCUACUGUGUGAGUGUUUAGAGACCUUAGUGACUACAAUAAAUGUCCAUUAAU
Molecule: messenger RNA, 4376 nt
Organism: Sorex araneus (European shrew)
Lineage: Eukaryota; Metazoa; Chordata; Mammalia; Eulipotyphla; Soricidae
Product: zinc finger protein 77-like
Exons: 6
Coding region: 1773-3125 (450 amino acids)
Biological process (GO): regulation of transcription by RNA polymerase II
Cellular component (GO): nucleus
Molecular function (GO): DNA-binding transcription factor activity, RNA polymerase II-specific; RNA polymerase II transcription regulatory region sequence-specific DNA binding
Source: RefSeq, a predicted model, not a curated record